Pogona vitticeps (central bearded dragon) is the source of this 5902-nucleotide messenger RNA. NCBI's taxonomy places the organism in Eukaryota, Metazoa, Chordata, Lepidosauria, Squamata, Agamidae. The record is from RefSeq and is a predicted model, not a curated record.
UUAAAAUGGAUUAACCUUAUAAAUGCAUGGUGCCUGGUAAUAAUUGUUUCUUCACUCCAUCCAGUUUAUGGGGGUGAAUAUGCCUAUAUGGGGCGCUGUGGUGGACAAGACUGCUCAAGUUGUCAGUGCUUCCUUGAAAAAGGCUCUAGAGGUCAGCCUGGCCAGCUAGGACCCCAGGGUCCAAUUGGUGCAUUGGGUCCUAUGGGUCCAAUUGGUCUGCCUGGAGAAAAAGGCCAGAGAGGUGAAAUAGGUCAGCCUGGGCCUGCUGGAGAAAGAGGCAGUAUGGGUCCUACAGGAGUUCCAGGAUUUUCUGGGUUAGACGGUGUGCCUGGACUACCAGGACCUGAAGGAUCCAGAGGCAAACCUGGCUUGGACGGGUGCAAUGGGUCAAGGGGUGAUCUAGGAUUUCCUGGAGAGGCAGGACGUAUUGGGCCAAGAGGCUCACCUGGUUUUCUUGGCCAAAAGGGAGAAAAAGGAAAUUCAAUGUAUCUUUCUCAGUUUAUUCAAGGGCCUUCUGGUCCUAGAGGAGAAAGGGGGCCAAGAGGUCCACUUGGAUUUCCAGGACAACCAGGCCUACCGGGUAUUCAAGGUCAACCUGGUUUGCCUGGAGAACAGGGAAAUCCAGGUACUGGAGUAGAAGGACAGAAAGGAGAGCAGGGUGAUGUAGGACCUCCCGGUUCUCCUGGACAGCCACUACUGGUUGGACCUCCUGGUUCUCAAUUGCUAAAGGGAGACAAGGGUGUAAAAGGAAUGCCAGGAUCUGCUGGCCUGAAAGGACUGCGUGGUCGCAAAGGAGCACUUGGAAAUGGAGACAAAGGUGAAAAGGGGAUUCCUGGUUUUCCUGGAAUGAGGGGGAGUCCUGGUGCUAAUGGAGUUCCAGGUUUUCAAGGAAGCAAGGGUGAAACUGGAAUGGAUGGAUUUCCUGGACAGGAUGGUUUUACAGGGAUUAAGGGAGACCCAGGAGAAAGAGGGCAACCAGGUCCACCAGGACCUCGAGGAACACCACGCACUGGAAUCAAAGGUUUUCAAGGAGACUCUGGAGACCUAGGACCUCCUGGAGAUGUGGGGGCAGUUGGGUUGCCAGGUCCUCCUGGUGUUAAAGGAAGACCAGGGGAAGAUGGGGCUGCUUUUCCUGGUCCCAAGGGUGCAUUGGGAGUACAAGGUCCACAAGGAUUUCGAGGCGCUCCUGGCCCCACAGGUGUGGCUGAUACAGCCCUAGGAAAGCCAGGAGCUCCAGGAUUUCCUGGUUUUCCAGGAAUGCCAGGAAGACAGGGUUUGCCAGGACCGCCUGACGUGGCUUGUAAUGGAAGAGGGGCUCCUGGUCAGUCAGGAACUAAAGGUCAGAGGGGACAAACUGGACAAAGAGGUAUAAAAGGAGAGAAAGGGAACCCAGGCAACUGCUUAUGUGGUCUUGGGCCCCCUGGUGCCCCCGGAAUACAAGGCCCAUCUGGGGUUCCUGGAAGAAAAGGAGAGGUGGGGUUUCCUGGGAAAUAUGGAAGAAGAGGUGAUCCAGGCUUACCUGGUGCAAUAGGACAACCUGGUGUACCAGGAAUGCCAGGUGUAUUUGGGCCAAAUGGUGAAAAAGGAGAUAAAGGUGACCCGGCUAGAAAAAGAAUCAAAGGGACCAAAGGACAAAGAGGUAUCCCAGGAGAGCCUGGAUUUCCAGGAAGAAAUGGUUCUCCUGGCAGCAGUGGAGAUCCAGGGUUGCCUGGUGAAAAGGGCCUUCAGGGUGAUGAUGGAAAAGCUAUUCCAGGUGAUAAGGGAUUUCCUGGUGCCUCUGGACGUCCCGGUUCAAGGGGGCCCAUGGGACCACCAGGUUUUGGAAUUCAAGGCCCACAAGGUAUUCCAGGUCCUCCAGGAGAUCCAGGAAUCCCUGGUAUAAGAGGACCACCUGGCCUAAAGGGUCAAAAAGGUACCACUCCUCAAUAUGCAACAGCGUAUGCUGGGGAUCCAGGUACACCUGGUUUUGAAGGUGUCUCAGGUGCAAAAGGAUUAAGAGGGCAACCUGGACAACCGGGUCCCAAUGGUUUUGAUGGCCCCAAAGGCCGACAAGGCAGACCAGGAAUGUCAAGCAUUCCAGGUCCAGAAGGUUUAAGGGGUGAGACUGGUGAUCCAGGUGAAAAAGGUGAAAUUGGUUCCAGCCUGGAUGGUGCUUCAGGAUUGCCAGGCCCCCCUGGGCUUGAUGGUCCCAAAGGUAUUCCAGGUGACAUCAGUUAUGGUCCUCCAGGAGUUGCAGGCAACAGAGGUCUUCCAGGAUUUCCAGGUUCCCCAGGCCAAAGAGGUGAUCCAGGUUUUCCUGGGCUUCAAGGACAGCCAGGCACACCAGGGUUUCCAGGAGCAAAAGGCUUUAGAGGAAGAAAAGGUGACAUGGGAGCCACGGGAUAUCCAGGCUCACCUGGGCCACCUUGUGACAAUGGUUUACAGGGUCUACCAGGGUCUCCUGGCUCUUCUGGACCACCAGGCUCUGCAGGUGUACCAGGCAUCAAAGGUCCACCAGGAGACAUGGGUGCAUCAGGUCCAUCUGGAAUGAAAGGCAUGCCAGGACCUCCUGGAACACAAGGAUCGCCUGGCUUUCCAGGUUUAAGAGGAAAUCUAGGCCUUCCAGGAGAAAAUGGAUUACCAGGUCUUCCUGGACAAAAAGGCAGCAAAGGAUCCAAGGGCAUGCAAGGUUUUCUUGGACUCCCAGGAAGUGAAGGAGAAAUGGGAGCUCCUGGUGUGAAAGGUGAAGAAGGACAAAAAGGUCAGCGGGGUUCUCCUGGAGAAUAUGGGCUGAUGGGCCCCACAGGUGAACCAGGACCUCAAGGAGAAGAUGGCCGCAUUACCAUAUUGGUAGAGAAAGGAAGAAAAGGGGAGCCAGGUCUCUCUGGUGACGAAGGCUUGCCAGGCACACAAGGUGAUAAAGGCAGCCCUGGCUUCAGAGGGAUCCCAGGAUUGCCAGGCAGAAGUGCACCUCAGGGAACCCAGAAGGGCGAACCUGGUGAUACUGGGGAGGCUGGUUUUCAAGGACCCCCAGGCUUUACAGGGGCUCCAGGACUUAGAGGUAUAAUUGGCUUUCCAGGACAACAAGGUGACCAGGGUGGACAAGGAUUGCCAGGUGCUCCAGGAAUUCCAGGAUCUGAUGGUCAAAAAGGAUCUAAAGGUACUAGAGGUGAUCCAGCCAUUAGCUUUGGCCAGCCUGGAGAGAAAGGUUCUAGAGGAGAUCGAGGAUUGCCAGGAUUUGAUGGAUUACCAGGAGACCAAGGCAUACCAGGUGUUCAAGGGAGACAAGGAAGAGACGGAUUCAAAGGUUUACCUGGAUAUGCAGGAACACCUGGCUUCCCAGGUGCUCAGGGAGCUGUCGGCUUAGCAGGAGCUCCAGGUGAACAAGGUACUCCUGGUAUUUUGGGACUUCCAGGUUUGCCAGGAUUACCUGGCAGCCUAGGUAGAAAAGGCAUUUCGGGACUGCCUGGAUUAAAUGGUUUGAAUGGGCUGCAGGGUCAAAAGGGGCCAUCAGGAUCUCCAGGUUUAAAUGAAAUUGGACCUCCAGGAGACAUUGGAGAUCCUGGACCAAAAGGCGACAGAGGAGAACCUGGGCUUCCAGGUGUUUCAUAUCCAGGGCCACCUGGAGACAUGGGCCUCUUAGGGCCUCCUGGCAGGCCAGGUGCUACCGGACCUGCAGGCCCAAUGGGUCAGCCUUCUGAAAACAAGCUUCCUGGGCCUCCAGGUGACCAAGGUCCUCCUGGCAUAGAUGGGACAAGAGGUCUUCCUGGCAAGCCUGGUCCUCCAGGAAAUACCAUUCUUGUUAAAGGCGAUCCAGGUGAUUGUGGGACAUAUGGCUCACCUGGUCCUCCUGGUCCUCCAGGAAAACCAGGAAAUAAAGGCAUUCCAGGAAACCCAGGAAGGGAUGGCAUGAGAGGUCCAAUGGGAAACCCUGGUUUGCAAGGCCCCCCUGGUGCCCGUGGCGAAUUCGGAGAUCAAGGCUUUCAAGGACUACCAGGCCCUAUGGGUCCCAAAGGUUGCAGAGGUGACCCAGGUGAAGCCGGAAUAGUUGAUUAUUCGCUGUGUCCCAAGAUUCCAGGGCCACCUGGAGUGUUAGGUCUAAGAGGAUCACCAGGUCCCACUGGAUUAAGAGGGCCACCAGGCUUUCCUGGUCCCCCAGGAAUGAAAGGAGAAGAAGGAUCCUUUGGUCUUCCAGGUCAGAUUGGUUCGCCUGGGCCACCUGGACUCCUGGGUGAUCAAGGUGACAUAGGAGAAAAAGGAUACACAGGGCUGCAAGGUCUUCCUGGUCCAACUGGAAUGCCAGGUCCACCAGGACCAGAAGUGAGAAUUGUUAGUGGGUUUUUGCUUGUUCUUCAUAGUCAGUCAGACAGAGAACCAUUUUGCCCAGAAGGAAUGGCAACACUGUGGACUGGAUACAGCCUACUGUAUUUUGAAGGGCAAGAGAAAGCCCAUAAUCAAGAUCUAGGUCUGGCUGGGUCUUGUCUUCCUGUGUUCAGCACCAUGCCUUUUGCUUACUGCAAUAUCAAUCAGGUUUGCUACUAUGCAAGUCGUAAUGACAAAUCUUACUGGCUGUCCAGUGCAGCUCCUUUGCCCAUGAUGCCUGUUUCCGAAGAAGAAAUAAAACCCUACAUUAGCAGAUGUGCUGUAUGUGAAGCUCCGGCCCAAGCUGUUGCAAUCCACAGUCAAGACCAAUCCAUUCCCCCUUGUCCACUGAACUGGAGAAGUCUUUGGAUAGGCUACUCAUUUUUAAUGCAUACUGGAUCUGGUGACCAGGGAGGUGGACAGUCUCUUAUGUCAACUGGAAGCUGCCUAGAAGACUUCCGAUCGGCACCCUUCAUUGAGUGCCAAGGUCAACGAGGAACAUGCCAGUUUUUUUCCAAUGAAUACAGUUUCUGGUUAACUACUGUGAAUCCAGAGAUGCAGUUCACGUCAAGCCCUGUCUCACAGACUCUCAAAGAUGAGCAAGAACAACGUCGAAAUAUAGGCAGAUGUCAGGUCUGCAUGAAAUAUGGCUAAAGGAAAACAUGAACAUCUACUAAGAAGAAGAAAAACGGGAUGCAAUAAGUUAUAUUAUAGCUGUAAAUGGUGCUAAUUUUUCCAUUUUCUUUCAAACUAUGGAAUAACCGAUCAAGAAUUUAUGCCAGGCAAACUAUGGGCACUAGUUCUUCCUCUGUUCAGCCAUAUUUUUAGUAAUGGCAUCUAUGCCAGCUAGAAAUAUCAAGAAAGCUCAGCAAUCUAUAGAAACCUGGCACCUCCCGUAUCAGCAUAAGCCAAUUUAUAACAGGUAAUUGGAUGGCAGGGGCCACUAUUAUGACUGCUUGGGUUCUUCCAGAGGAGGCAUGUAUCAUGAACUUAUUCUGGCACUUUCACAGAAUUUGACACCCAUCAAGAUGGCAUCAUUUUUCACUUGGAACUCUCUUGUAUUCUUCCACUGCUGCACCUGUUUCUUCUCACCACCCCAAAUCUAAAUAGGGAGAAGAGGCAAAACAACUGUAUAACGUAUUUGGACUACUAGCUCUACAAUCCUUCUGCCUAAAAGCUGUGUCUAUUUUAAUGGGGGCGGGGGCUGCUGCAGUGAUUAGAAAAAGGAGUGGAAUCUUUUAUAGUUCCUCUCCUACCUCCUUUUCAGCAUGGAGAAGAUACAUCAGUGUAAAUUAGCAGAGGAGUUUUCCUAAAGAUGUCAGUGAAAGGUUGAGAUAGAAGAAUUUUUUAGAUUCUUUCAGCAAUUUGCUCCAACAGAUAGUGGAGAAUCCCAUUCAAACAAUAGUGGUAGUGUAAUGCCCAGUACCUCCUCUCAGAUGGAAGCAAUCAGUGUUUGGCAUGCUUAAAAGGCUAAUCUGGGAGGGAAAGGAUACUGUCUUCAAAAAGAAAAUGAGACAGAUUUCUAUUCUUAUUAUUUUCUAAUAAAGAUACACGGGGCUUU